This is a messenger RNA of Ornithodoros turicata, 2565 nucleotides long. Its product is annotated as proteoglycan 4-like. The record is from RefSeq and is a predicted model, not a curated record. Bases 1 to 2565 code for a protein of 854 amino acids. NCBI's taxonomy places the organism in Eukaryota, Metazoa, Arthropoda, Arachnida, Ixodida, Argasidae. The transcript has a single exon.
AUGUAUGUCAAUAAUCCAAACUGGAACACCGGGUCCUGUCCCGGGAAGCUUCAGAACACCGCGGACCCGACGGAGAAGCAACAGGGAGGCCCCAGACCCACCCAGGCCAAGGAAGAUGGCCGCAACAAACGCAUGCCAAACCUGGAUCGCUACGCCAACCUGAGCGACGCCACGAUUGGCCGACCACGCCAUGUGGACGACAUGGACCGUUAUGGAGCGGUCCGUUCUCCAAACGAGAUGGCGAGGUACACGGAAUUCCACAGGAAACCUAAUCUGGACCGCUACUCCAGCUUCAGCACGGUUCACACACUGCGAGACCGCACCGGGAAGUCCGAUGUAUUUUCGUCCACGGGAUGGGACCAUACCGGCGAACCUCUUGGAACGACGAUCGCGACGCAGACUGUCGAUGCAGCCAGCGAGAUAGUGAAGCUCGAUCUAUUCAAGAAAGGGGAGAUAUACAAGAUGAACACUCCUCUGGAAAAGACGCGACGACUCAGCGAGCCAUUGAGAGCCGUCCCUCUCGAGAAGAAAGGCUUCAAGGUAAAGCAUGGGGGUAAAGAGGAUCCUCCUAGUUCUUCCGGAGACAUGAUGGCUCGUUACAUGUUGCCGAAGGAAGGGGGCGUGUUUCCAGCUCAAAGCACGGGCGGUCCCACGAACUCUACCCCGACCAGGGCUCCCACUGUUUACGCCUUACCGAAGCAUCAAGACGGAGCAGAAGUUCGACACGCAUCUUCGCCUCCCUCGCCAAACAACGUUGUUUUGCCCUUUCCACCUCAGCAUCAACGACAGCCCGUCGGUCUAAAACCCCACUGUCCGACCCAGGCUGUUAACAGAGCCACUAAGAUACCCGCCGGAUCUUGCGGUAACUACGCGCUACAAGUAGUACGGACUCCUGAACAGCAAGCACGUGCGCUGUCACAAACACCAGCCAUGUUUGUCGCAGAGCAUGACGGAAGCAUUCGCGCAGCCGCAGUGAAAGAUACGGUGCUCAGUUCUUUCGUGGCAAUGGAACAUACACAGAGCCCCUUCGUGUCGGGUCAACCGAAACGUCACGAACUUCCGUAUUACUAUGACAAUAUCUACUCCGCAUUGUACGACAACGCCCUUGUUAAGUUCCAAGUUCCCACGAAAAAAAAACCCAUAUCCCGUUCUCCUCGCCCACCCGCAGCGCGGUAUACAGCACAACGACAACCAGCUUCGUCGCAGCCCCCAGUUGCAAUGCGUUACUGCCAACAACUUCGACCGAACGCGAUACGUACGGGGGCUCCAUACCCUCUACCGGCGAUGACACGUCCUGGGCACUACCCACUGAAGCGAAUUACUGCGCCUCUCACGCAUCAAGCAAAAACAGAGCCGAACCUGGCGUUGUGCCCGCCUGAGGAGAAAGCUCAACAGCCCCAGGUGCACGUCAUGACCAUGACACACGAGAGCGCAAAGCGGGCUGAGAGAGACGUCGGGAACGACGAACCAACUACCGUGGUGGUUGCACCAGUACACGACACGCAAGUAGGCUGCGACAAACCGGUACAGGAUAAGGCGGUACCGGAGACUGGGGACUUGCGCAAGGACAAACAAGCAACAACUGGCGCGAUUCCCCUACCCCCAAACGUUGGACUUAAGGCUGUGAUUAUGGUAGAAGGAGGUACACAGACAAUUGAAGCAGUCGAACCACCACCACCUCCUCCUCCUCCUCCUCCUUUUCCUCCUCCUCCCCAUGAACCCGAGAAAGACGCCACUAAAUCGUUUGACGUAGGAGAAGAGUUGAAAGAGAGCGAAAUCACUGGGAGCCACAAAGAAGCCGGGAAGGACAAGAAAACCUGCAGCGCUACGCAAGUCACAAUGUCGACUACGCCUUUUACGAGCGAAAACUCCACAGAGUCUUCUUCCGACUCUUACACCAGCACCCAGGACACUGAAACCACUUCCACGUCUACUGCUACCAUAAAGCCUCCUAGUCCGACGACAACAGUUCUCGCUCCCCCAGUGGAAGAAGUACACGCCGAACCCUUCCCAGUGAAAGACUACGAUACCAAACUUAAAAGACUACCAACAACCGCGAGUCACGCCAAGCCUUGCUUUAGAGAGCGGUCCCUUAGAAAAUCGCCCUUUUAUAGCCACCGCGAUCUCUCGCUGAGGAUGUUGGACACGAACGUCCCUAGUCCGACCAGUCUAAGAGACGUGGCCGCUUCUCCGCCUCCUCCAAUCUUGGUCAACACCCCGGAGGUAGACCUGCCUCCUUCGCGUGUGCCAACGCCGUCUCCACCGAUCGUGCGGCACAUAUUCUUCAGUUCCCCUUUCCAGAAGUCUCAUUCCAAGAGACGCCGGUCGAAGCCAUCGAGGUUCAACGCGGAGGACUCUCUCAAUUACUCCGAAGAAGCGUCCAUGAUACUGCCGUCUACGGCAGACACUCAGAAGCCACAGGCCGUCCCUUUUGAGAGCACUGGCACGAUGCACCUGUGCUUUGCCAUCAACCUGGUACUCGUCAGUGCACUACUCGGGAUAGCGAUCGCGUAUUUUUUUGGCACCGACUCUUUGAGGAAAGGCGGCGUGACGGGCUCCGAGUAG